CCCCGGAAGUAAAAAAAAAAAAGAGAAAAGCCCGGUUACAAAAAAUCAGAUAAUAAUAAGAGAAACAUAACCUUCUAACUCUAACUUUCAGCAAAACCCUAGGGCGGCGGCAACAAGAGCAACCGGCGGCAGCGGAAGGGAAGAACAUGGUGCACGUUUCCUUUUACCGAAACUAUGGGAAAACAUUCAAGAAGCCUCGUCGUCCAUACGAGAAGGAACGUUUGGAUGCUGAGUUGAAGCUUGUGGGAGAGUACGGUCUUCGGUGCAAAAGGGAGCUUUGGAGGGUACAGUACGCUCUUAGCCGUAUCCGUAACAAUGCAAGGAAUCUUCUUACAUUGGACGAGAAGAAUCCUCGUCGGAUCUUUGAGGGUGAAGCACUUUUAAGGAGAAUGUUUCGUUACGGUCUCCUCGAUGAAACUCAGAACAAGCUCGAUUAUGUUUUGGCUCUUACUGUUGAAAACUUUCUUGAGCGCCGCCUUCAGACUCUUGUCUUCAAAUCUGGAAUGGCUAAGUCUAUUCAUCAUGCUAGGGUUCUUAUUAGGCAAAGGCACAUUAGGGUUGGAAGGCAGGUGGUCAACAUCCCAUCGUUCAUGGUGAGAGUUGAUUCACAGAAGCACAUUGACUUCUCACUCACAAGUCCUCUUGGUGGUGGUCGUCCUGGUCGCGUGAAGCGAAGGAACCUCAAGGCUGCUGCUAAGAAGGCUGCUGGUGGUGAUGGAGAUGAGGAGGAUGAAGAUUAGAUUAUGAAUUUCUUUUGUUUAGAUCCUUCUACCAACCUUUUUAUCUGUCGUAGAUUUUUUUUGUCUAUCAUAUGCAUGACUCGUGUAAUUUUUCUAUCCUUGUUUCUCGUGUGAGGAAUUAUAUCCUGAGAUAUGUUGUUUUUUAAACUUUCCUUUUCCCAAAUAUGAAGUUUUGCCGCAAUACCUGUGAUCAUCUCUGGGUUUAGGCUUAAUGUUAUUUCACAUAAUAUUUCAUAGCACUCUAAAUGCAUUGAGUAUCCAAGUUUUUGAUCCAA
Cicer arietinum (chickpea) is the source of this 1015-nucleotide messenger RNA. RefSeq names its product small ribosomal subunit protein uS4y-like. Gene Ontology annotation, biological process: ribosomal small subunit biogenesis; translation. Gene Ontology annotation, cellular component: cytosolic small ribosomal subunit. NCBI's taxonomy places the organism in Eukaryota, Viridiplantae, Streptophyta, Magnoliopsida, Fabales, Fabaceae. Gene Ontology annotation, molecular function: rRNA binding; structural constituent of ribosome. The record is from RefSeq and is a predicted model, not a curated record.